AAAAAAUAAAGGGUUAGCCCCAGACUUUUAACUAAAACUUUUAUCCGGUAUCGUAUUAUCUGACAAUUGUUGUCAGUCGCUUGCUUGGUGUCAUGGCUUCAUAUCAAGAUGAAUCAUAUCGGAUUUACGAAGUUGUUAAAGCUGUAAAAAGAAGCGAAUGGCCGCAAUUUGCAAAAAUAAAACUGGAGUUGACAGAAGUUGAGAUUGAAGAAUGCGAAUACAAUUAUCAAAUGCAAGGAAUGAUUGAACAGAGAUAUCAGAUGGUCCUGACAUGGCAAAGAAAAAAGGGAAGAACUGCUACCGUUGAACUUCUUGAACAACUUAUGGAAAAUUGCCAUGAAAGACCUCAACAAAGGGCUCCUCUGCCACAGGAAGUCCGACUAGCGCAAAGGCAAGAUUCUUCAUUAGCAAGCCCCUCAGGGGAUGCCCCAUCAUAUCCCAAUAUAGGAGGAAAUUCAAUAAGUGAACAAAGUGCUAAUGUAUCAUUCAGGAGUGCCACAGAAUUUCAAAAUUCUGCGUCGAAUGUUACGUCUGGUGACACUAAACAGAUGCCACAGAAGGGAAACGUAAAUAAUGGAGAUUAUAAAUAUAAAGAAACUGUGCCAAAGAAAGCAUUUACAGGGGACAGUGCAGCAGUGCCCUUGCCAACUAAAAUAUCACUUCAGAUUGAAGACCCAAACGGAGUCCAAGAUUCUGAAAUCAGAAGAAUGUCAUCAGGAUCUAAUGAUUCAAGUCUUCAUGGAAGAGCAAGCCCUGUUGCUGGAGAUGGAAAAAAAUCUGGAAGUUUCAGGAAAAAAGCAAAAAAUGCAUUCAAAGGAUUCUUUUGGUCGCCUGGCUCGAAAAAGAAGAUUACUGAAGCACCCCGUGUGGAAGCCCCUUCAUUGGAAGACAUUGAAGACUUGUGUGGACUUGUGAAAAAUAUUGAAGUGAUUCCUUGUGAUAGAAAUGAUUAUAAGAAAAGUCUCACAGAUGAGGGGAUCUACAGCAUCACUAAACCAAAGGGCUUAGCUUUGAUUUUAAACAACACUUUCAAAGGCACCAAAAAUGAGCGUAAAGGGGCUGAAAUAGAUGUGAAAAAUAUGACAACUCUCUGGAAGAAAUUUGGAUGCGAAUUAUAUGGAAAUAAAACUUUUCCCAAACCCUGGGAAAGUGACAAAACUGGAAAACAAAUGAAGGAUUUGCUUGGUGAAGUGAGUGAAAUCAAGACAAAGUAUAGCUUCAUUGUGAUAGUGAUCAUGACUCACGGGGGAAUGUACAAUGGAAAACUCGUGUUUAGAGGCAGUGAUCAAGAAAUGGUGGAAGUUAAAGAUAUUGAGAAGAUGUUCUUCAACACCAAAAAUGGUAACUUGCACAACAUUCCUAAGUUCUUCGUUUUUCAAUUUUGCCGGGGAACGAUAAAAGACCGAGGCACUGUUGCAGCUGAUAAUGAAAUGAUAGAAACUGGGAUGAGAAAUUUUGCAAAACCCAGCGUUCAAACAGAUGGUGCUGAAAGAAUACCAACGUCAUCUGAUAUUGUUGUUGCAUAUGCUACACAUGAAGAACAGACGGCUCUUCGAGAUAUCUAUGAGGGUUCCUGGUUUAUUAAUGCAAUAACGAAUGUCUUCAUGCGCCAAGCAGCGGAGAACCAUGUCGCUGACAUGCUGACGAACGUAAAUCGAGCAAUGAAAGGAAAAACAGCACUGUACAGUGAAACGGAUAGUAACGGCGAUGUCACUGCUUCGUAUGAAAUAAAAGCGAUGAGUGAGCAAAAAACCAGCUUAUCACAGCGUUUCUAUCUCUUCCCAGGAUUUCCAAAGUAACUCAAUAUUAUUCAUUGACCAGUGGUUCUUGAACUUUCAUGGCCCUUUCAAAGAUACUCAAUGCUCUUCAACAGAAAAGCAUGGUUUUAUUUUUAUUGGAUUGGUCAUGGCAAAUGGUACCUAGGUGACCUUUGCUUGUGGCCCCCUUCUGAAGAUUCUCAACACUCUGUGGCCCCCGUUCUUCAAUAACAAAACACAGUUUUGUUUUUGAUGUGUUCCCGAUCGGCAAAUAUAAUCUUGUCGAAUUGUUCAUGAUGAGACCUUCAUUCUCCACCUUCAAGUAGACUGCUUCGUCGUCCCCUUAGUGUAGAAGAAGGCUCAGUUUCAGAAACGCUGAUCUAGAUGUUCCACGACUCGUAAUAUGCGAGGUGGCUUGAAUUAUUUGUGUUUAAACUGUUUUCCUGACCACAUGACUUCAACGGCUUCGAGUCUUACCUAAACUGGUAUCUACUGCCACCUAGUCACCUCUCCACGUUCAUACAUCUGGUUCAAAUGAAUGGCUAACUACUCCCAUACCAGACAUGGACUGGUAACCGAGAACAGACUUGACGUACGAUUGAGCCGUCUCAUGGACUUUCCUUUCGACCUGGAUAAAUAUGAAAAUCUGGUAUUUUUUGGCAUCUCAGUGGUGUCGCAGCUUCAUUCAAAAUGGGUUUCUAGUAUUUCUGAAUGAAAAUACAUGAUUCUCGUUACAUUUUGCAUCAACUAUCGGAAUAAUCUUCCAUUUUAUGUUUCUAUGUUUUACAAAAACUUAAAAAUGUGUAUAAAUUUUUCAACCAAAUAAAUUAUUUACUCCUAAUUCUUUGUUUUUCUAAGAAAUGCCAUUCUUUGCGUUGCGUUCUUCCAUAUAACCGCAUGUUAAACCCUGGUGCCCUUUCUUUGUUUACUUAUAGUGCCAAAUAUUUGUAACCGUAUCUUAACUAAAACCUUUUCUCAUUUUGCUCCUUCCAUUUAGCAGCCCAUUGUGACCAGUUGUUUGUUUUUUUGUUCUUAGAUGCUACUUCUCAUGAUUUAUUAGCAUUGCAUAUAAUUGCUGAAGCAUUUUAAAUAGUUUAAAAAAGUAUGUAGAUUUUAUAAAUUCGUGUGAUUGUGUUUUAAUUUUGAAUUAUUUUUUGCUUUUUUAUUUUUCCGUGUCGAUUUAGUGUAUUAUUCUGUGAUCAAUUUUUUUUCUCGCAUCAUUAUUUUAAUACUCUUUUAUCAUAAUUUCCACUUUGUUAAAUUAUUCAAAAUUUAUGAACGGGUAUUCAUGAGAAAAAAAGUUAAAAAUCUGGGUGGUCCGAACCUUGGCAUGCGGUCCACAUAAAUAAUAAAAACGCCACUGAUGUAACAUAGCAAUAAGCUGAUUAGAACGGUAACUUCUCACUUUUUAAUACAUUUAAAGUAAUGAAACUUGCAGUAUUCUGAUCACUUUGAAAAAAAUGCCAUGGUUUUAUAUACAAACAGGCACCACCUCAAUUUGGUUUCUGAGAGACUAACUACCUUCUAUGCUUUUGUGUCGGCGGAUCCAUAUGCAUAUAAUGCAAGGAUGCUAUAGCAAGAGAACAUGACCCUUGAAUCACUCUAUUAACUGUAUGUCACAAAAAAAGAUGAGUCCUUUUGGUUACAAAGUGCCCCUUUUUCUUUUUACUCCUUCCGUUUAGCAGCCUAUUGACUGAGUUUAUUUAGCUUUUUUGUUCUUAGAUGCUAUUUCUCAUGGUUUAUCAGCAUUGUCUAUAAUUUCCAAAGUUUGUAAAUUUUAAUAAUUCGCGUAAUAGUAUGGAAUUAUUUUUUGCUUUUUUAUAUUUCUGUAUCGAUUUAAUUCAAUAUUCUGUGAUCAAGAUUUUACCCGCAUCUUGAUUCUAAUAUUCUUUUCCUACGAUUUCCACUUUGUUAAAUUUACCUCCGUCCUGCUGUUUCAUUCAAAUUUUCAGCGACGUUCACGAGAACAAAAUUUGAAAUCCUUAUUAUGAAGUUUUCACUUACAACAAAGCCAUGAACAAGCAGGCACGACAUAGCAUUGUCUUUAUCCAUUCAUCAGUUUGUUUUAUCAACAUCUGAACUUUAGUCAUUGAGUUUAUAUCUGAGUUGUCCAAACUCUGGCACGUAGGCCGCCCCGCCCUUAUGCCAAAUAAAGCCACCGAUACAACAUAACAAUAGGCUGAUCAGAAUGGUAACUUCUCACUUUUUAUUACAUAUAAAGUAAUGAAACUUGCAGUAUUCUGAUCACUUUUGAGUUUCUCCGACUGCAGCCCGCAAGGCUGUCUCAAAUUUUUUUUCUCUGGUCCAAUCUCUCAUUCUUGGACCACCCUGAUUUAUAUCAUAUAUUAUUACAACUGUAUUGUACUACUUUAUUCCAUAAAAAU
Molecule: messenger RNA, 4141 nt
Organism: Styela clava
Lineage: Eukaryota; Metazoa; Chordata; Ascidiacea; Stolidobranchia; Styelidae
Source: RefSeq, a predicted model, not a curated record